AUGGAUCAAACUAGCGAUGAUAAGAAGCGUCGAGAAUCAUCGUCUCUAGAGGAGAGUAGUGGCGGUGGUAGACCGAACAAGAGAGCUGCACUAUCAGAGAGCAGUUCCAACAACAACGCCGUCGCAAACAGCAGUGGUGGUAACACACCGCUCGCAGUCAGUACCAACAUGAGUGCAAGUAGUUCCGGUUUGAUCGGUGGUGAUAUAAAGGAUCAAAAUGUAUUGAUCUUUCAGAAUAGAGCAAUGAAGAUACGUGUUGAAGAGCAAAAACAAGAGAUAAAUGAUAAAGAAUACAAGAUAAAAUCACUCACUACCAAAGUUCAGAGCUUCGAAGAGAUUAUCAGUUGUCUAUGUCGUGUUUGGGAUCAGUUGAAUAGCGGUUUAAAUGUAUUAUCAGGUAGAUUAGAUUUAGAACCAACUCUAGAUAAUUUAUUACCAAAUGGCAUAGGAUUAUCUUGUACAUCAGGUGAACUACCUGAUUCCGAUGAAAAUAAUAAUAAUAAUAAUAAUAAUAAUAAUAAUAAUAGUAAUAGUAAUAAUAAUAAUAAUAACAAUGAUAAUAGUAAUGAAAAUAAUAAUAAUAAUAAUGAUUGUAAUCAUUUUGUCGAAUCAUAUAAUUUCUUAACAUCCUAUAUUACCGAACCACAGACACUCGAUGAAAACUAUAUAAUGGAGCAACUACUACAGAAUCGUAUUAAAAAGACACAGGUAGCAUUCUCAAAGAUUGCUGAUAGCGUAGAGAGAGAGCAUUUUACAUCAACUUCAUUGUUUCGUUUAUUAAAGUCAUCAAGAGAGAGAAAGCGAUUGAUAAAGAUGCAGGAUGACAUUCCCAAGAUUCCUUCGAUUCGUCUGUCGUCGCCAUCACUGAGUUCCUCGACUACCACCACGACCACCACCAACGGUCCACCCACACCGAAGCUCGGUGGAGUCACCGGUGAGAACGGGGGUUUGAACAGCGGUGGCGGCGGCGGUGCUGCUGCCGGUAUGAUCACCAACACCGAGGAGUAUCAAGAGUUGCAGCGCCAGUCAGAGUCGCGUCUCAACGAAGCGCGCAAGCUACGCGAGGAGAAAGCCAAUCUCAUGAAGGAGCUACAGCAGAUUCAGAUCGACAUCCGUAACAUCCCGGAGGAUCGUAUCAUCAAUUCGAUGCCAUACCAGAUCUUGCGUCAACGUCUACAGGUGGUGUCGGACGAACUCGACAUCAAGACCAAUCUCUUUGCGAAACUCCAACACGAACUCCAGCAACUCACGAUCGCACGUCGUGUGGAUCGCGAGAGCUACGAGGCAUUCGAGUUGCAGCGUCGCCAGAAUCUGGAGCGUCGUGUCCAGCAGCUGGAGAGCGAUGCCACCGAGCUCAAGUCAGAGAAGGAGAAGCUCAUCAACAUUAUCGACCAGAAACUACCGGGUAUUCCAUCGCAAGAGUAUCUCUCAGAGUCGCGAAUGAUGCUCGAGACCAAGGACACUGACAUUCAAAAGUUGAAAAAAGAGAUUGAACAACUUAAACAAACCGUUGAAACUUAUCGUGAUGGUAAGGAGGCAAUCGCCCAAAUCGAGAACAAAGCUCAAAAAGAAAUUGAGUCAAAGAACCAAGAGAUCAAAGGUUUCACAGAGAAACUACAGGAAAUUACAAAAGCAAAUGAAGAAUUGAAACAUUCUGAAAAGAAAUUAAUUGAAAAGGAAAAAGAAUUGGAAAUAUUGAAAUCGAGUUCAUCAGAGAAAGCAGAUGUUGUAGAAUUACAGAUCUCCGAGAAGAAACUAAAGGAACAAGUGGAGGAGUUGAAAAAGAGUUUGGUAACGGUGGACCAGUUGAAGCAACAACAUCAAGAGCAAGUCGAUCAACUACAAGAAAAACAUAGAUUGGCUAUUAAAGAGUUGGAGCAAACGAUACGUCUGACCAAGGAGGCAACGGUUUCAAUGGAGGAGAAGGUGGCGCGUUCCGAUGAGAAACUAAAGAAUCAAGCGGAAAUCAUGGCAAAGAUCGAGGACAAAUGUCAGGUACUACAGAAGCAGCUCUCAAAGGUCACCGAGGAGCUACACACCUGUAACUUUGAGUUGGAGAAGCACAAACGUUUUGUCAGAGAGACCUCUGCACACUCCACUGAGCUAAAGACCCAGUGGGAUCAUCUCGGUGCAAUGAACGCAGAACUAAAGAAGAAAGCAGAUGAUUCAAUAUUUGCUUUGGAGAGAGAGAUUGAUAAAGCCAAGAGAUUAGAUGAGGAAAAACAAAUACUUAAAAAGAAAUUAGAAAAAGCAGCACAAAAUACCACUUCAUCAACAUCGACAGCAGAAGAAGAGUUAAGAUUAGUAAAUCAAAAAUUAAGAUGUACUAUUUGUAAUGAUAGACAAAAGAAUCAUGUAAUCGCCAAAUGUUUCCAUGUGUUUUGUAAGGAAUGUAUAUAUUCAAAUAUCGAUACCAGAAAAAGAAGAUGCCCCAGCUGCAAGAGACCAUUUUCCGAAAGUGAUGUUCACCAAAUAUAUUUAACUUAA
Heterostelium album PN500 is the source of this 2487-nucleotide messenger RNA. RefSeq names its product RING zinc finger-containing protein (gene bre1). The transcript is spliced from 9 exons. Gene Ontology annotation, cellular component: HULC complex; nucleus. The coding region runs from base 1 to 2487 and encodes 828 amino acids. Gene Ontology annotation, molecular function: ubiquitin protein ligase activity. The record is from RefSeq and is a predicted model, not a curated record. NCBI's taxonomy places the organism in Eukaryota, Evosea, Eumycetozoa, Acytosteliales, Acytosteliaceae.